Tigriopus californicus is the source of this 646-nucleotide messenger RNA. RefSeq lists its product as uncharacterized. The transcript has a single exon. The record is from RefSeq and is a predicted model, not a curated record. Lineage: Eukaryota; Metazoa; Arthropoda; Copepoda; Harpacticoida; Harpacticidae. The coding region runs from base 190 to 564 and encodes 124 amino acids.
AGUGCUCCUCCAUAUGCAUACUGUACAUAAACAGUAGCUAGUACUAAGUAGCCUCGCCCAUCUCUCGCGAGGACUGACUUCGAACAUCUACAAAUUCAUUCGGAAAAGCCCAACCUUCCUCAGUAUUCGUUCUGACUGGCAUAAGUCCAACGCUUGAGGUUCAGUUCGAUUUUAGCCACACUCUUGAAAAUGUCUCGAUCCGGUUCCCGCUACCCAAGUGCCUUCGGCCACACCCCUUCUUAUCGCAGUGUUUCUCGCGUUGGGACCUCUGACCCCUAUGGUUACGACAGCUUGGGCUUGGAGAGCCGUUUAGGAUCCCGACCUGUGGGUUCCACGUUGGGCAGUAGCACCUUGAGCACCUUGUCCCCCGGAUUCGGAAGCCUCACCUCUUCUGUUCCAGGAGGCAGCCAUCAAUCUGUCCAAUCUUCAUACUCUUCCACCACCAAGAGCAUGCAGCAGGUCAAUGACGGAGUGCCCAAAUACUCCUAUUCGCAAAAAACCAGCAAUUACAACAGCGACGAACCGUGGAAGAACAGGAAUCAUUCCUACUCGUACAAUGUAUGAACAUGUCCGUUACACUUCGCCAACAGGAAAAUGCUUGCUUGUCGUGAUGGGUUUUUGUGAAAUAUAGCAUCGUCGCUCUCUU